AUGUCUCAUGAACAGAAGUUUGCUAUUCCAGGUCAAUACAUAAUACCAACUCAUAAGGCUGCUGGAGAAAAAGUGGUUGAAAAAUAUGUCCCCGGUAAAGGUACAACUAUAUCGUCAAUAGAUGUUGAAGGAGAUCAAGUAAAAUCAAUUCCUGUUAUAGUUGCCACUGUUAUAGGCAAGAUUGUGAUUAAGGAAAUAGUCAAUGAUGUUAAAGAAGCAGAGGAUGACGAAGGUGGAACUAAAAACAACGACAUUAAAAUUAAGAACUUUGUAGUCAGUGUAAUUCCAAAAUCGAAUACUUACAUGCAAUAUCACGAAGAAGUCGGAGAACAAGCCGUACCAGAAGGUGGAAAUAUAUCUAUCAAUCUUCCACAAGAGGGAGAUAUCGUGCUAGCACGUAUCACUAGGUUGAACCCAAGACAAGCAUUUUGCGAGAUUUUAACAGUUGAAGGACAUGGAAAUGUAUUGAACGAUUCUGGAUUGGGAGCCAACGGCGAAAACGCCCAUAGCUCAAUGCCAGCAGGAGGAGGAUCGCAAAGCUUAAGCUCGCAUACAACUAUAGCAUCACAGGCGUCGCUGAUAAAUGCGGUAGCUUCAGAUUUAGGUGAAACUUUUAAGGGUAUAAUUAGAACUCAAGACGUGAGACUGACAGAUAGAGAUAGAGUUAAAAUCAUAGAGUGUUUUAAACCAGGUGAUAUUGUGAGAGCUGUUAUAAUAUCAUUGGGAGAUGGAUCAAACUACUAUUUAAGUACUGCUAAAAAUGAUCUUGGUGUGGUUUUUGCUAGGAGUGAAGGGGGAGCUGGAGGGUUCAUGUAUGCCGUUGAUUGGCAAACUAUGAUCUGCCCAGAAACAGGCAUAAUAGAGAAAAGAAAAUGCGCUAAACCUUUUACAAAUUAA
Molecule: messenger RNA, 897 nt
Organism: Debaryomyces fabryi
Lineage: Eukaryota; Fungi; Ascomycota; Pichiomycetes; Serinales; Debaryomycetaceae
Product: exosome non-catalytic core subunit
Exons: 1
Coding region: 1-897 (298 amino acids)
Biological process (GO): RNA processing
Cellular component (GO): nuclear exosome (RNase complex); cytoplasm
Molecular function (GO): RNA binding
Source: RefSeq, a predicted model, not a curated record